Molecule: messenger RNA, 318 nt
Organism: Dichomitus squalens LYAD-421 SS1
Lineage: Eukaryota; Fungi; Basidiomycota; Agaricomycetes; Polyporales; Polyporaceae
Exons: 3
Coding region: 1-318 (105 amino acids)
Cellular component (GO): membrane
Source: RefSeq, a predicted model, not a curated record
AUGGGAUUGACGAUGGCCAUCACUCUGAUUGUGCAGAGUGCAUCGUGUCGCGCGCAAUGGCAACAGAUUUUGUUCUCACUAGUUGUAUGGGGUACCUUCGCUGGGGGCUUCGGCUCACUCCUCGACUCCCUGCUUGGUGCGACACUGCAACGUACCCGGUACGUGAAGACGACGAAGCGGAUCUGGACUGAAGAAGCUGGCGCACUGGACGCGAAGGCAGACGUGAAGGUUAUCAGCGGACUGGACAUGCUCACGAACAACCAGGUCAAUCUGCUUUCUUCGGUCGCUACUGCUGUCUUGCUCGGCUCCAUCGCAUGA